Lodderomyces beijingensis is the source of this 1404-nucleotide messenger RNA. NCBI's taxonomy places the organism in Eukaryota, Fungi, Ascomycota, Pichiomycetes, Serinales, Debaryomycetaceae. The record is from the annotation of a GenBank genome assembly.
AUGUCACAGUUUGAGAUAUUCACAGGUCAGGCAACAUCGGAGCCAUCGAUGGACAAAUCACAGGAUCUUCUCGCUCAACUACGGUAUCAAUUGAAGCAACAACAGGAAGAAUUGCUUCAACAACAGCGGGAGUUGCUUUUGCAACAACAAGAGCAGCACCACCACGACCUCAACGUCGACCUCGGCCAUCAGGGACUACCGCAUGGCACCCGAUUUUCAUCGACAUCGACGUCGACGUCAAUAUCGAACCCGUACUGGAGCUUUACACAGGGUUUGGUCAUAGGCCAGCUCAGCGUGAUACUAAUAAUCAUCAUAUUUGUCAAGUUUUUCGUGUUUGCCGACUCGUCAUCAGCAUCGUCGAAAUCGAUUAUACGCGAUGCCUCGGGUGUCAUAGUCAAGAGAGAUAAAAAGCUGGCUACAGCAGCUGGUUCAACCGGCUCUGCCACCACCAAAUCCAAAAGUAAGAGCAACGCCAUGGCCAACGAGCGGUAUUCUCAUUUGGACGCUGCUGCUGAGCUCCCCACUACAGAUGAUGAACGAUUGUUCAAUAAUCGAGCCAAGGUCUCGAGCAUUUUGGAAAAGACAUAUUACGACGUCAACAACCACUCGUCGGAAUCAUUGGACUGGUUCAAUGUCUUGAUAGCCCAGACUAUAUCGCAUUUGAGAACCGAGGCGUUAUUAGCUGAUAAUAUCUAUCAUCUGCUAAAUGAUUUCUUGGAAACUAAUGAACUACCGGAGUAUUUGGACAAGAUCACUUUGACUGAAAUCGACGUUGGUGACGAUUUCCCAAUUUUCUCAAACUGUAGAAUCAAGCAAAGCGAUGAAGAUACCUGUAGGUUGGAAGCCAAGAUCGAUGUCGAUUUGUCAGACACGUUAACCUUGGGCAUUGAAACUCGCUUGCUUUUAAAUCAUCCCAGACCACUAACUGCCAUUUUACCCGUGGCCCUAACGAUUUCCAUCGUGAGGUUCUCGGGCUGUUUAACUGUAUCGCUUGUGAACACCAAUGAUCAAGAAUUUGUAUUGGACCAAAUUGAUCAAAAUGGACUUCAACCCCCGCAAUCGAGUACUGAGUCCAGAGGAAACAAAGAUAAAGCCAAAGUCAACGAUGCAACCAGCAAUGCCAAUCCUGGAGGCGCAGGCACAGCGUUGAUGUUUUCAUUUUCACCAGAUUACAGAUUGGAAUUUGUUGUGAAAUCCUUGAUUGGUUCAAGAGCUAAAUUACAAGAUGUACCAAAGAUUUCAUCGUUAAUUGAAAACAAAUUGAAAACUUGGUUCCUUGAAAGAUGUGUCGAACCUCGAUUCCAAGUAGUUAGGCUUCCUUCACUUUGGCCCCGAACCAAAAAUACUCGCGAGCCUCCAAAAUCAAAAGACGGAGGAGCAAGACCCGGAGCAGACGAUAAGUAG